Molecule: messenger RNA, 2916 nt
Organism: Tinamus guttatus (white-throated tinamou)
Lineage: Eukaryota; Metazoa; Chordata; Aves; Tinamiformes; Tinamidae
Gene: ICE2
Product: interactor of little elongation complex ELL subunit 2
Biological process (GO): positive regulation of transcription by RNA polymerase III; snRNA transcription by RNA polymerase III; snRNA transcription by RNA polymerase II
Cellular component (GO): transcription elongation factor complex
Source: RefSeq, a predicted model, not a curated record
UUCAUUUUUCUUAUCAGGGAUAUUUCACCUAAAAAUGGUACUGAGGUAUUUUUCUCACAAGAAAUUUAUGAAAAAUACUCAUUAGCUCCAAACCUCUCUGAGCUGUGGACUCUGUCGAACAGACAGGCAAACAAAAACGUAGAGGUGCCGGUAAACACUUCAGAAGACAGACAGACCUGUAGCGUGCAGGCUGCAGGUCCAGUUGAGGUGAAGGCCAAAACUAUAGCUGAUGAUGAACCUUUUCCAGAACCUAGACUCCCCUAUCCAUUUACCUCUUGUUUGAGUGAGAAGGAACAAAAGACGUAUUUAUAUCUGAUGACUAAGUACUCUAAAAAAACAAAUCAUUUUCAAGUUAAUGCAGCAAGUCAGAGAGAACUAUUCACAUACAUGCAAAUGAAAGAAUUAGUAAACACUGAAAUUGCAGAGUUUAUGAAAUUUGCCCAAAAUGCUGCAAAAAGCUGUGCCCAAGACUAUGAUACUAUCUCUGAAGAUGCACAACUUUAUACUGAGAAAUUAUUACAUGCUUGUAUUCGACAUGUGCAAAAGUAUCCUGAAUUUUACACACUCCAGGAAAUCAUAAGUAUCAUGGGAGGAAAAUUUAACACACAAUUGACCUUUAGACUGGAAAAGAAUCUUCUUGUAAUGGGUACAGCAAGACGUGGUGAAACACAAUUCCCUACCCUGCCUGUUCAACUACCCGUAGAUUAUAAAACUGUCUCCUCUAUUAUAACUCCAGAAAAAAAGGCUUCUAUUAUGCACAGUGAUAUUAGUUCAGAUUCAAAUGCAGAAAAACUUGCUUUGAAAUACUGCCCUCAAGUUGUUCUAAGUAGUCAAUCAUUAUUUGCUUUACUGAAUAAUCAUGGAGUAAACUACAGGGAGCAGUGGGAAGUUCCGGUUUGUGUUAAAAUGAUCCCUGUUGCAGAUAGCAAACCAGCUAAGCUGGUUUAUGUUGACUCACCUCUCCUGAAAAAGGAGAUGACAGUAAGAGAAAGGAACCAAAUCUUCCAUGAAAUUCCAAUGGACUUCCUGGGAACUAAAAAGUCUUAUGUAUCAAUUUCUGAUGUAUUGAUGGACAAACCAGCUGAGGAGAAUAAUUUUCAGUGGGAUAUUCCUUCUGAUACCUACCAGUGCAGGAAGAUUCCUGUUCCAGAUGACCCAGGGAUGGAUUUUGAUGAUGAUGUUACAGAGUUAGAAACUUUUGGAGCAGCAGUCAAACUCUCCAAGUCUUCUAAAACAGAGAAUGCUUUUCCUAAAGUUGAUAACACUGGUCCAGUUCUGUCACAUGAGCUAAAAACGGACAAAAAUACAAUACAUAAUGGAGGCGAAGAGGGAAGAAACACAGUUUCUGAGCAAGGUUUUUCAGUCAGCAAAAUGCAGCUUCCAUCAUUUGGCAUUCUGCACUCCAACCUUGAAGAAAAUUCAUCUCAUAAAAACUUUUAUUCAGAGGAGGAACUGAAGAAAGCACAGCACGUCAUAACAAAGGAAAUAUCUGACAAUGAAACAAAAUUAAAUACUUUAUCUAAUGCUGUUACUUUCAAGAAAGAGUCUGAUGCUGCCCAAAAAAAUAAGAGUUGUGUUUCUUUGUGCAGUAGUGACACUGAUGAAGAUUGCUUGGUAAUUGAUACAGAAUGUAAAAAUACUGAUUAUUGCAAAUCAGCUGUACCAAAUAUUAUUUCCAGUGUCUCAGUAGAGACUUCCAAAUCACCUUCCUCCAUCCAUAUUCCAUCAGAAAGCAUGGUUGAUUCCUCAGAUAACACGGAUCAGGGUAAGAAUGUUUCCAGAAAGCCUACGAGAAGGUUGUCCAAAGAACUGGAUCCUGUUGGACAGAUUUUGAAAAUGCAAACUGAGCUACUCAAGUCACCUUCCCGAAAAUCUCAUGAGCAGCCACUAGUGAGCUCUGAUAAUUCUAACUCUGCACCAACCAGCGUGCCCGAAUCUCCAAAUUCAUCGGUGAUCUCUAACACAGAAAUUGUACCAGGCCCUGCCUCAAAUCCCAACAGCUCAUCUAGAAAUACCUGGACAUGGCUUUUCCAGGGACCUUCAAAGAGAAAGCUGCCAAAUGAACUUGAGAUGCUUGUCGAAGACCCUUUGGAGUAUACAGCGCCUCAGGAUGGCAACCUCGUAUAUAAGCUAUUCAGUUUGGAUGAUCUGUUGUUGCUUGUACGUUGCAAUGUGCAAAAAGUAAAGACAAGGCCACGAUUUCAUAAAAAGAAAACAACUCAGAAGCCUAUUCCAUUAUUCCUGUUGCCAAAACUAGAAUAUCAAGCCUAUUAUGGUGUUGAAGCCCUUACAGAAAGUGAAGUAUGUCGACUGUGGACAGAGAGCAUGUUGCAUUCUGAAUGCACCUUUUAUAUUGGACGUAUUGAUGCUUUUACAUCAAAGCUUAUUAUGCUAGAAAAGAUUUCUCCAGAAAUGUUAAGAGAAAAACUUGUGAUGAUUAAACCUGCAAAUUCAUUAAAUAUACUUCAUCAUAUCUUGAAGAAAGUGUCUGAUUUGCAGGAGGGCUCUUAUUUACUGACUCAUGCUGCUGGGGAUUCAUCAGUUGCAAUCUAUAAGAGUUCUCCUGACAAGGCAACCAGAGCAUCCUAUAACUUGCACAAAGCUCACUGCGAGCUGCCUGCUGUUCCUGCCAGCCUGUCAGUGCCGUGGGUACCGCUAGAGCCCAGCCUCCCUUUGCCCUAUCACAUGAGCCAUGGAAGAGUCCCAUGCACCUUCCCGCCCGCACCCGCAGAGGCCACGUGGAAACAGAAGAUGACUGGAGCGAAGGCACAACUGGACACACCCAGUGAGGAAAGGCCAGUAGCUAUGGAAACAAAAGGCAAUCCAGCUAAGCCUGCUAGAAAUGAAGGUGUGGCUGCAAAGAAACCCAAGAAGAAUUACUGCAAACAAAGAAUGAAGAUGAAGAAGUGGAAAUGA